AUGGCUGGGAGUGCCGGAUGCACAUCUGGGAGCACAGAGAGCCCUUUUGGAGCACAAGGAGCGAAAGAAGGGUUUGGAAGCGCUAGGAGCGCAUUUAGGAGCACCGAUGGGGCGUUUGAGAGCGCUAUGAGCACCGGGAGAGCAUUUUGGAGCGUUUGUAGCAACGGAAGCGCUAUUGGGACAGUAAGAAGCCAAUUUUGGAGCGUAAUAAGCGCAUUUUAUAGCGCCGGGAGCGCAUUUGUGAGCGCUAUGAGCAACGGAAGCGCUUUUGGGACAGUAAGAAGCAUAUUUUGGAGCGUAAUAAGCGCAUUUGAGAGCGCCGGGAGCGUAUUAGGGAGUGACGGGAGCCCAUUUGUGAGCGCUAGGAGCAACGGAAGCGCUAUUGGGACAGUAAGAAGCAUAUUUUGGAGCAUAAUAAGCGCAUUUGAGAGCGCCGGGAGCGUAUUAGGGAGCGACGGGAGCGCAUUUGGGAGCGCCAGGAGCGCAUAUGGGAGCGCCGGGAGAGUAUUUGAGAGCACCGGGAGUGCAUUUGGGAGCGCCUGGAGCGCAUUUGUGAGCGCCGGGAGCGCAUUUGGGAGCGCUAGGAGCAACGGAAGCGCUAUUGGGCCAGUAAGAAGCGCAUUUUUGAGCGUAAUAAGCGCAUUUGAGAGCGCCGUGAGCGUAUUUGGGAGCGCUAGGAGCAACGGAAGCGCUAUUGGGACAGUAAGAAGCGUAUUUUGGAGCGUAAGAAGCGCAUUUGGGAGCGCCGGGAGCGCAUUUGGUAGCAAUAGGAGCAACGGAAGCGCUAAUGGGACAGUGAGAAGCGCAUUUUGGAGCGUAAUAAGCGCAUUUGAGAGCGCCGGGAGCGCAUUUGGGAGCGCCGGGAGCGCAUUUAGGAGCGCCGGGAGCGUAUUUGAGAGCGCCGGGAGCGCAUUAGGGAGCGCCGGGAGCGCAUUUGGGAGCGCUAGGAACAACAGAAGCGCUAUUGGGCAAGUAAGAAGCGCAUUUUGGAGCGUAAGAAGCGCAUUUGAGAGCGCCGUGAGCGUAUUUGGCAGCGCUAGGAGCAACGGAAGCGCUAUUGGGACAGUUAGAAGCGCAUUUUGGAGCGUAAGAAGCGCAUUUGAGAGCGCCGGUAGCGCAUUUUGGAGAACCAAGAGCACGGGGUGCAUUUUGGAGCGCAAACUUGAGCGUAAGAAGCGCAUUUGA
Molecule: messenger RNA, 1185 nt
Organism: Mya arenaria
Lineage: Eukaryota; Metazoa; Mollusca; Bivalvia; Myida; Myidae
Product: glycine, alanine and asparagine-rich protein-like
Exons: 1
Coding region: 1-1185 (394 amino acids)
Source: RefSeq, a predicted model, not a curated record